AUAUUAUAAUAAUAUAAAAAGUUCUCUAACAAGAAUAAAAUAUAUUUCCAACUAAUAUAAAUAUUAUCCUUAUGGAUUAUGUCCUAUCUUAAGUUAAGUCUAUAUUGUCUUGCUUUUAAGUAGCUUUUUCUGCUCCCCCUUACACUACUAAACAUUCCUCAAUAAGAAGUUACAAUAUGGAGAAAAUUUUGAAGAAGCAUUUCGUUCUAGUUCAUGGAUUUUGCCUUGGCGCUUGGUGCUGGUACAAACUUGUCAACCUUUUGCAAAAAACUGAUCACAAAGUUACUGCUUUAGACCUUGGUGCUUCUGGGGUUAAUAUGAAACAACUCAAAGAAAUUGUUUCAAUAUCUGAUUACGUUCAGCCAUUGAUGGAUGUUAUGGUCUCUUUGCCUCAUGAUGAAAAGGUUAUUUUGGUGGGACAUAGUUAUGGUGGCCUUUGCAUUUCUCUUGCUAUGGAAGCUUUCCCUCAGAAAAUAUCAGCAGCAGUUUUCAUCACUGCUUAUAUGCCCAAUCAUAAAGAUCCACCUGCAUUUCUUAUUCAAGAGUUCUUUAGGAGGACUUCAAUGGAGUCGCUCAUGGAUUGUGAAUAUAAAUUCGACCAAGGAAUGGAAAAUCCACCAACAUCAGCUAUUUUUGGCUCACAAUACAUGCAAGCUAAUCUUUACAAACAUUGCCAAACAGAGGACUUGGAAUUGGCAAAAAUGCUGAUAAGACCAGGUAAGUUUUUCACAGAAGAUAUGUCAAAGGAAGGGCUGCUGACACUAGAGAAAUAUGGGUCGGUGAGAAAAGUUUACGUGUUGUGCCAAGAUGAUCCAGUCAUGGAAGAAGAAUUCCAAAUGUAUAAUAUUCAGAAGAGUCCUCCUUAUGAAGUCAAAUCCAUUGCCAAAGCUGGCCAUAUGGUCAUGAUAUCCCAACCUCACAAGCUUUCUCUCUGUCUGCAGGAAAUUGCUGACAAUUAUCAUUGAAUUUACUUUUUUUUAAAAUACCCUGAUAAUGAGUAUAAAGUUUUAAGCUUUUUUUUUUUUCAAAAAG
Molecule: messenger RNA, 1032 nt
Organism: Nicotiana attenuata
Lineage: Eukaryota; Viridiplantae; Streptophyta; Magnoliopsida; Solanales; Solanaceae
Product: methylesterase 10
Exons: 3
Coding region: 177-965 (262 amino acids)
Biological process (GO): jasmonic acid metabolic process; salicylic acid metabolic process
Molecular function (GO): methyl jasmonate esterase activity; methyl salicylate esterase activity; methyl indole-3-acetate esterase activity
Source: RefSeq, a predicted model, not a curated record